GGUUCCGCGUGUUGAUACUGCAGAGAGGAUCGAGGAGAAACAAGUUGUUACAAACAACUAAAAACCGGCCUAAAAAAAGAAUAAAUAGGAAAAUGGACAUGAAGAAGAGGGUCUCUUUAGAGCUGAGGCACCGGUCGCCGACAGAAGUCCAGGAGCUGGUUCUGGAUAACUGUCGCUCCAGCGAGGGAAAGAUCGAAGGAAUCACAGCAGAGUUCUCCAACCUGGAGCUGCUGAGCCUCAUCAAUGUCGGCCUGACCAGCGUAGCAGACAUCCCCAAACUGGACAAACUCAAAAAGUUGGAGCUGAGCGACAACAGGAUAUCAGGCGGUCUGGAAGUCCUUGCGGAGCGGCUGGUGAACCUAACGCACCUCAACCUCAGUGGGAACAAGUUCAAAGACAUCAGCACCCUGGAGCCCCUGAAAAAGUUGCCCCAGCUGAAGAGUCUAGACCUGUUUAACUGCGAGGUGACCAACCUGGCCGACUACAGGGACUCCAUCUUCAAGCUCCUCCCUCAGCUCACCUACCUGGACGGCUACGACAUCGACGACUGCGAGGCCUCCGACUCCGACGGAGAGGGAGACGGAGUCGAGGACGAGGACGAAGAAGAGGGAGAGUCAGAGGACUUUGAGGAAGAGGAGGAGGAGGAUGAGGAAGACGUAGUGGCCGAAGAUGAUGACGAUGAUGAUGACAGCGCCGAUGAUGAGGACGGAGAGGUGAACGGAGAUGUCGACAGUGAGGAGGAUGACGACGACGACGAUGAUGACGACGAUGAUGACGAAGACUCAUCUCCGACCAAAGGAGAGAAGAGGAAGAGGGACCCCGAAGACGAGGAUGAUGAAGAUGAUGAUUAAGGACCGACGGAGACCCUGCAAACCCCUCUGACCUCUUAUCCGUUGACCCUACACCACCCCCCACCCUUCCCCCACUGACGCUAGCCCCCCCCCACCCCCACUCGGCCUCUGACUCCUGGGCUGCGUUCCAUUUCUGUAGCUUGUCUCCUCCCACUGAGCCUUUGUCAGCUCCUGCAGACAAAAACAUCUCCGUUCAUUCAUAAAAACAACUUUUUUAUUCACAUUCAUUUCCUCCCAUUUUCACAAUUUGUUCCAUCAUUUUUAGUCAGUUUUUUAAUUCCUAUCCACAGCUUGAUCCAAAACAUUCUUACAGCCGCUAACAGAUUCCCUUAAAUGUAAGAAACCGUCAGCAUAUCAACAGUUUAUAACAUCUAAUAACACUUUUAAACUACUGAAUUUCCAUAAAAGUUUCUGACAGUCGUCUAGAAGAACAUGACAUUAUUAUUUUUUAUAGGCUUUUUUGUGAACUCAGUAACUCAGAAGUCAGAUUUAAGACCUUCAAACUCUCACAGCAGAACUCCCAACAAUUAUUUUAUAUGUUAAUCUGUCGAUUUAGUGUCUUGAUUUAAUUGUUUUGUCUAUUAAAUAUCAGACAAGUGAGAAAAAAGGCCUGAAAAAAGUGUAGUCUUCACAUCGUUCCCAUUUGAGAAGCUGAAACAAGAAAAUAUUUGGGGCUUUUUUUUUGUUUGAAAAAAAAAAAAGGUUCAAACGAUUAUUUGAUGUUCUGUCAAUCAACUAAUCAUUUCAGCCCUACGACAGAUCAAACCUCGCUGCUUAUUUAAUAGAAAAUGUGGCGCCAAAUAAACAGCUUCUGUGGCAUUAGUGGGAUUUAAAAAAUAACAUUUUAGGAGAAUCAUUUGACCAAAUUUUCACUUCAAAAAAGGCACUUAAACAGUUUAUUAUUGCCCCGUUCUUAAAAGUAAGUGCCAACCAGAACCUCAGUAGUGAGAGAGGAAACGCAUUAUAUUGUAAAUUAUGUCAACGGGUAAAAAUAUGACGGACAUUUGGAAAUCUAUUACAUCGACGUAUAUUUUCAACAUGAAUUUUCUUAAGACAAUCUUGCAAACACAAAAAAAUUUAAUAUGUGAUGGGGACUUGUGACAACUCUAAAGUCCCAUUCCGUUACCAAGAAGCGAAUGCAUCACCAGUCGUAAAAAGCUUUGAAACUGAUGCGUCACAAAAGUGAAAAUUAGCUUCAGUCUGAUUGUACAGACGACCCGUUGGGGGCAUUAAUACGCUUUUUUUUCCCUUUGUCUUUUUUAGAUCAUAUAAGCUGCCAAAUAUUUUUUUUUGUACCAUUUCGACAAUUAACUAUAAUAGAAAUUAAAAGUUUCAUAAACUUUUUUUUUUUUUUUAAACUGAUGAAAUUUAAGAGAAAAAAAAGAACAAAACAUUAUAUAUUGAUACAUUUAGGUUAAUGUCUGUAAAAGGAGAUAAAACAAGGGCUCAUGGGAGGUAACAGCUUCCCCCCCUCCCCAAACACCUCUCUGACAUCAUCACUCUGGGACUGAACCAAUGGCUCUGAUGUCAUCACCCGACAGGCUCUGUGAUGUCAGCGACGGACAGUCAAAGUGAAUUGUCGCAUGAAAAUUUAAAAACAUCUUUCAAAAAAACAACCCUCCACCCUUCCUCCCUACUCCUCGAGGCCGAGCGCUCAGGGCAAACUGUGUUCUCUCUUUUUUGCCAACAGAGCUUUUUAAAAGAAAUAUUUUUUCAGAGAAAUUGUUUUUUUUUUGUUUUGUUUUUUUGUUUAAAUUUAAUUUUUGUAUGAUUGUCUGGGGACACACUGUCUCUUUUCUCUCUCUCCGCCUCUUUUCAUUUCUUUCUGCUCCGUAGAGUUCAGUGUAGGUUGUGGUUGAAGUUGUGCAUUUUUUUUUUUUUUUUUUACUUUCUGUAAGUUAAAGAAAAAACCAACAAAAAAAUACAAAAAGGACUUUGUAAAUAAAAUCUUAACAUUUUG
This is a messenger RNA of Scomber scombrus (Atlantic mackerel), 2811 nucleotides long. Its product is annotated as acidic leucine-rich nuclear phosphoprotein 32 family member B-like. Gene Ontology annotation, cellular component: nucleus. Gene Ontology annotation, biological process: regulation of apoptotic process. The coding region runs from base 93 to 851 and encodes 252 amino acids. NCBI's taxonomy places the organism in Eukaryota, Metazoa, Chordata, Actinopteri, Scombriformes, Scombridae. The transcript has 7 exons. The record is from RefSeq and is a predicted model, not a curated record. Gene Ontology annotation, molecular function: histone binding.